AUGGCUCUUAGAGGAUCCUGCGCAUCUUGUGGGAAAACUAUGAAAAAUGGGUUCGAUUUGGUUUUCAAUGGUUUCUGGUUAAGCAGCACUGAGAUUAGUCGUUGGAAAGAAAUAUGCUCUAAGAAAUUGUUCAGCCAAAGAAAACUUCAAUUGGUGCUUGAUUUAGAUCAUAAAUUGGUUCAAACACAAAACAUCCUUAAACUGACUCAGGAGGAGGAAUAUUUGAAGGGGCUUGCAGAUUCUCCGGAAAAUAUUUCAGAAAUAAUUUCACGCGAUGAUAUAAAAGAAAAACGAGUAAAGGGCCUGGAUUUGGAGCUGGCACAGGAGCGAGGCACACUUGUUCUUGAUGAUACUGAAACUUUGUGGACUGAGCAUAAAGACAGCUAG
This is a messenger RNA of Mangifera indica (mango), 387 nucleotides long. RefSeq names its product RNA polymerase II C-terminal domain phosphatase-like 4. The transcript is spliced from 2 exons. Gene Ontology annotation, molecular function: RNA polymerase II CTD heptapeptide repeat phosphatase activity. NCBI's taxonomy places the organism in Eukaryota, Viridiplantae, Streptophyta, Magnoliopsida, Sapindales, Anacardiaceae. The record is from RefSeq and is a predicted model, not a curated record. The coding region runs from base 1 to 387 and encodes 128 amino acids.